UCAGCCAGCAGUGGAUGUGAGGUUGUGUUAUUAGUCAUACACUGUUAGAUCAUACACCACUGAGCGCUGGCCGUACUCGUCGAAUCAAAAGAAAGAAAGUAUUAUUUACAUCGCUAUUUUUUUCCUGUCUGUUCCACUAGAACUACUCCAUAUCGCCAUUGCCCGACGGUCCGUGGAGUCGUUUGAGAUGUGAUUUCUCUAUCACUACACAUCCUACUAUUCAGUGUCGUGCCGUGUUUAUAAGGUGGCUUCAGUGGUCAGAUCCGGUUCCUGCAGUAGGCGAUCCAGUGUACUGGAGAUGAGUAGCUUCUCAUCAGAGUCAUCGUCGUCGGAUUUGCAGGCCAAAUCGGGAACGGUACCUAGUGUAGGAACGAACAAUGGAAAUCUGGUGGUGAAGCAAAAAAUCAAUACCAGGACAAAGCAUCAGCAGCAUUCUACUGAACCACGGCAGGAAAACGAAACUAACAUUGGUGAGAGUGAGGAAAACCACACAAUGAAUAUCAACGCGUCAGAGGAUGGAUUCGUCGAGUCGCCUGUGCUAGCAGAUUCACAGGCAUCGUUAUGCGAGGAACGAUUGCGUCGAAAAUUGCAGUUCUUUUUUAUGAACCCGAUUGAAAAAUGGCAGGCCAAACGUCGGUUCCCGUACAAGUUUGUCGUGCAAGUGAUAAAGAUUAUACUGGUUACGUUACAGCUGUGCCUGUUCGCACAUUCCAGAUAUAUGCAUGUGAAUUACACUUGGGACAAUACAAUUACGUUUUCCCAUCUGUUCUUGCGGGGGUGGGACAUCACCAUGGAGGUUAGUACCUAUCCGCCGGAAACGGGUCCUCUAUCAGUGUACAAGGUUGACGAUUUCUUCGACACCAUCGACUAUGCCAUCGAUGGAUACGCCAAUCUUUCGGAAGCGAUUGGACCCUAUUCCUACCCGAAUGAGGAUAAUACGAUGCCACCGAUACAGCUUUGUUUGUAUCGCUAUAAGGACGGUACGAUAUUUGGAUUCAACGAAAGUUACGUUUUUAACCCGGAAAUAGACACGCUCUGUUUGGAUCUAGAUGGAAAUGUUACCACCAUUGGUAGUCGACAGUUUAUUCUACAGAAGGACAUACAAAUACACUUUUCUGCUUUGGUCAAGGCCGAACUAAAGUUUGCGAUUAAAACGGUGAACUUCAAGGCAGCUGGUCCGAUUACGGCUCCGGACUGCUACCAGUUCGAUAUUAAGAUUCUGUUCAAUAACCAAGAUCAUGAUGGCCAAAUGAUACUGCGACUGGAAGCGGAACCAACACGUCUUGUUUGCCAUGGUGACGUAGAGUUCAUCAAAACUUCCGAAAUCGAAGCAGCUCUCCGUAGCACUUUAAACAUAUUAGUCAUCGCCAUCUGUAUCGUUUCGUUCGUUCUGUGCGCCCGUGCCAUCCUUAGAGCCCAGCUGCUACGAUCCGUUACCUGCGAUUUCUUCAAGCAAACCUACGGUCGUGAUCUAACCCCCGAGGGAAAGUGGGAGUUCAUCAACAUGUGGUACAUCAUGAUAGUCUUCAAUGAUCUCUUGCUCGUGAUUGGUUCCGCUUUGAAGGAGGAAAUCGAACGAAAACACUUCAUCGGUGAUGAUUGGAAUGUGUGCUCCCUGCUACUAGGAAUUGGUAACCUCCUCGUCUGGUUCGGAGUGCUUCGCUACUUGGGAUUCUUCAAAACGUACAACGUCGUCAUCCUAACGUUGCAAAGAGCUGCACCGAAAAUCCUACGAUUCCUACUGUGUGCCCUACUCAUCUAUGCUGGAUUCAUCUUUUGCGGUUGGCUCGUCCUUGGACCGUAUCACAUCAAAUUCCGAUCCUUGUCGACCACAUCGGAGUGUCUUUUCGCGCUGAUCAAUGGUGACGAUAUGUUUGCUACCUUCACCAUCAUGUCGGAGAAAUCUCUGAUGCUGUGGUGGUUUUGUCGGAUUUAUCUGUACUCUUUCACCAGCCUGUAUAUCUACGUGGUCCUGUCGCUGUUUAUUUCGGUCAUCAUGGAUGCUUACGAUACAAUUAAGAAAUACUACAAGGACGGAUUUCCCCUGUCUGAUCUACGCCAGUUUGUGGGCCCGUACGAUCCGAAUGAUUUUUCCGCCGGAGUGUUCCGCGAUGACGAUUUCGACUACAACCGGUUCAGCAUCCUCGGUACAAUAAAGCGAAUAGUUUGUUUCUGGAAACCGGACCCGCUGCCACGAGGGCCAACCGGAUACACCUCGCUGAGUCCCAAAGCUUCGUAGGUUUAUUUCGUGAUAAAUGGUUUGAACAGGAAUUGUUAAACUGAUGAUAUUUGCCACUAUUUUACUGGUUUUUUGUUGUUGUAAAGUUGAAAACAGGAAAAGUUACGAGGUAGGAAGGAGGAUGCUAAUAGAAGAAAAAAGUAUGACCAAAAAUUUUGUCAACUGCAACCAAAUUCUCGCUAUUGGUACAAUACUGCUCAAAUGCAUCACUGUUAGUCGGUAGUGAACAUCUGAAAAUCAUAGCAAAUAAUGUUUUAGAAAAUGAAAUAUAUUAGUCGAAUGGA
Topomyia yanbarensis is the source of this 2523-nucleotide messenger RNA. RefSeq names its product mucolipin-3-like. The transcript is spliced from 2 exons. Bases 299 to 2239 code for a protein of 646 amino acids. Gene Ontology annotation, molecular function: NAADP-sensitive calcium-release channel activity. Lineage: Eukaryota; Metazoa; Arthropoda; Insecta; Diptera; Culicidae. The record is from RefSeq and is a predicted model, not a curated record. Gene Ontology annotation, cellular component: lysosomal membrane; plasma membrane.